AUCUAUCCUUUACAGCAAGGGUACCUAUGGUACCCGAAAACAACCAUGGCGUGGAAAACACUUCCCAUUUACCUGUUGUUGCUGCUGUCUGUUUUCGUGAUUCAGCAAGUUUCAUCUCAAGAUUUAUCAAGCUGUGCAGGGAGAUGUGGGGAAGGGUAUUCUAGAGAUGCCACCUGCAACUGUGAUUAUAACUGUCAACACUACAUGGAGUGCUGCCCUGAUUUCAAGAGAGUCUGCACUGUGGAGCUUUCCUGUAAAGGCCGCUGCUUUGAGUCCUUCGAGAGAGGGAGGGAGUGUGACUGCGACGCCCAAUGUAAGAAGUAUGACAAGUGCUGUCCUGAUUAUGAGAGUUUCUGUGCAGAAGUGCAUAAUCCCACAUCACCACCAUCUGCAAAGAAAGCACCUCCACCUUCAGGAGCAUCUCAAACCAUCAAAUCAACAACCAAACGUUCACCCAAACCACCAAACAAGAAGAAGACUAAGAAAGUUGUAGAAUCAGAGGAAAUAACAGAAGAACAUUCUGUUUCUGAAAAUCAAGAGUCCUCCUCCUCCUCCUCCUCUUCCUCUUCUUCUUCAACAAUUCGGAAAAUCAAGUCUUCCAAAAAUUCAGCUGCUAAUAGAGAAUUACAGAAGAAACUCAAAGGAAAAGAUAACAAGAAGAACAGAACUAAAAAGAAACCUACUCCCAAACCACCAGUUGUAGAUGAAGCUGGAAGUGGAUUGGACAAUGGUGACUUCAAGGUCACCACAACUCCUGCCACGUCUACCACCCAACACAAUAAAGUCACCACAUCUCCCAAGAUCACAACAGCAAAACCAAAAAAUCCCAGACCCAGUCUUCCACCUAAUUCUGAUACAUCUAAACAGAUAUCUUUGACAACGAAUAAAGAGACAACAGUUGAAACUAAAGAACCUACUACAACAAAUAAACAGACUUCAACUGAUGGAAAAGAGACUACUUCAGCUAAAGAGACACAAAGUGUCGAGAAAACAUCAGCUAAAGAUUUAGCACCUACAUCUAAAGUGCCGGCUAAACCUACACCCAAAGCUGAAACUACAACUAAAGGCCCUGCUCUUACCACCCCCAAGGAGCCUACACCCACCACUCCCAAGGAGCCUGCAUCUCCCACUAGCCACAAAAGCCCUGAUGAAUCAACUCCUGAGCUUUCUGCAGAACCCACACCAAAGGUUCUUGAAAACAGUCCCAAGAAACCCAGUGUACCUACAACUAAGACUCCUGCAGUGACUAAAUCUGAAAUGACUACAAUAGCUAAAGACAAGAUAACAGAAAGAGACAUACGUACUACACCUGAAACUACAACUGUUGCACCUAAGAUGACAAAAGAGACAGCAACUACAACAGAAAAAACUACCGAAUCCAAAAUAACAACUACAACCACAGAAGUAACAUCUACCACUACUCAAGAUACCACACCAUUCAAAAUUACUACUUUUAAAACAACUACUCUUGCACCCAAAGUAACUACUACAACAAAAAAGACAAUUACUACAACUGAGAUCAUGAACAAACCUGAAGAAACAGCUAAACCAAAAGAUAGAGCUACUAAUUCUAAAGCGACAACUGCUAAACCUCAAAAGCCAACCAAAGCACCCAAAAAGCCCACUUCUACCAAAAAGCCCACUUCUACCAAAAAGCCCACUUCUACCAAAAAGCCAAAAACAACACCUAGAGUGAGAAAACCAAAGACGACACCAACUCCCUCCAAGGUGACAUCAACAAUGCCAGAAUUGAACCCUACCUCAAGAGUAGCAGAAGCCAUGCUCCAAACCACCACCAGACCUAACCAAACUCCAAACUCCAAACUAUUUGAAGUAAAUCCAAAGAAUGAAGAUGCAGGUGGUGCUGAAGGAGAAACACCUCACAUGCUUCCCAGGCCCCAUGUGUUCACGCCUAUAGUUAUUCCCGGCAUGGAUUACUCACUGAGAGUACCCAAUCAAGGCAUUAUCAUCAACCCCAUGCUUUCCGAUGAGACCGAUAUAUGCAAUGGUAGGCCAGUAGAUGGACUGACUACUUUGCGCAAUGGGACAUUAGUUGCAUUCCGAGGUCAUUAUUUCUGGAUGCUAAGUCCAUUCAGUCCACCAUCUCCAGCUCGCAGAAUUACUGAAGUCUGGGGUAUUCCUUCCCCCAUUGAUACUGUUUUUACUAGGUGCAACUGUGAAGGAAAAACUUUCUUCUUUAAGGAUUCUCAGUACUGGCGUUUUACCAAUGAUAUAAAAGAUGCAGGGUAUCCCAAACCAAUUGUCAAAGGAUUUGGAGGACUAACUGGACAAAUAGUGGCAGCGCUUUCAAUAGCUAAAUACAAGAACCGGCCUGAAUCUGUGUAUUUUUUCAAGAGAGGUGGCAGUAUUCAGCAGUAUAUUUAUAAACAGGAACCUGUACAGAAGUGCCCUGGAAGAAGGCCUGCUCUAAAUUAUCCAGUGUAUGGAGAAACGACACAGGUUAGGAGACGUCGCUUUGAACGUGCUAUAGGACCUUCUCUAACACACACCAUCAGAAUUCACUAUUCACCCGUCAGACUGGCUUAUCAAGACAAAGGUUUCCUUCAUAAUGAAGUUAAAGUGAGUACACUGUGGAGAGGACUUCCAAAUGUGGUUACCUCAGCUGUAUCACUGCCCAACAUUAGAACACCUGAUGGCUAUGAUUACUAUGCCUUUUCUAAAGAUCAAUACUAUAACAUUGAUGUGCCUAGUAGAACAGCAAGAGCAAUUACUACUCGUUCUGGGCAGACCUUAUCCAAAGUCUGGUACAACUGUCCUUAGACUGAUGAGCAAAGGAGGAGUCAACUAAUGAAGAAAAGAAUAAUACAUUUUGACACUGAAAAACAUUUUAUUAAUAAAGAAUAUUGACAUGAGUAUACCAGUUUAUAUAUAAAAAUGUUUUUAAACUUGACAAUCAUUACACUAAAACAGAUUUGAAAAUC
This is a messenger RNA of Mandrillus leucophaeus (drill), 2942 nucleotides long. RefSeq names its product proteoglycan 4 (gene PRG4). The record is from RefSeq and is a predicted model, not a curated record. Lineage: Eukaryota; Metazoa; Chordata; Mammalia; Primates; Cercopithecidae. Gene Ontology annotation, biological process: immune response. Gene Ontology annotation, molecular function: scavenger receptor activity; polysaccharide binding. Bases 46 to 2781 code for a protein of 911 amino acids. The transcript has 14 exons.